Messenger RNA from Onychomys torridus (southern grasshopper mouse), 10977 nucleotides. It is a transcript of the gene Ino80d, whose product is annotated as INO80 complex subunit D. Bases 448 to 3513 code for a protein of 1021 amino acids. Gene Ontology annotation, cellular component: nucleus. The record is from RefSeq and is a predicted model, not a curated record. NCBI's taxonomy places the organism in Eukaryota, Metazoa, Chordata, Mammalia, Rodentia, Cricetidae. The transcript is spliced from 12 exons.
CGCCACAGGCCUCCCGCGCCCCUGGGGUCCCCCGGGGCCUCGGGGCCUCGGGGCGGGCGGGCGGCGCGGCGGGGCUGCAUCCUGCGCCGGCCCCAGGCUCUCCCGCGGGGCGGAAGGCCGGGCGAGCGGCGGGGAACCGGGACGGCGGGGCCUUAAGAGUGGAGAGUGUGCGGCAGCCCCCCGUUCCCCGGGCAUCGCGCAGACGGGGCCCCGGGAUUCCGAUGCGAAAACUGACCACAUUUGAGCCCCAUCCCCGACCCUCCCAGAGGCAAUGAGCGAUCUAUUUCUCUGCUGCAUAAACUGUCCCUAACCUUUCUCAUAAGUCAGACAAUCUGCUUCCUCUUGGUUGAGAGCAUUCCAAACUGUGGUCCCCCUGGGCUCUCUUCACAUUGCUGUGGUGCAGAAGAUUUAAAAUCAGCUGAUGUUCACAAGGAAUAGAGUCACGUGAUGUAUGAAGGGAAACAUAUACACUUCUCUGAGGUUGACAAUAAGCCCUUGUGCUCAUAUAGCCCCAAACUGUGCAAGCAGCGGCGACUCAACGGGUACGCUUUCUGUAUCAGACACGUUCUGGAAGACAAGACCGCCCCCUUCAAGCAAUGUGAAUAUGUGGCCAAGUACAACAGCCAGCGCUGCACCAACCCCAUUCCCAAAUCAGAGGACCGGAGGUACUGCAGCAGCCACUUGCAAGUACUUGGCUUUAUCCCGAAAAAAGAGAGGAAGAAAAAGAACGAUCCGGUCGAUGAGGUGAAGGUCGGGCGCCAGAUGGAUGCCAUGGCGUUUAGCCUGACGGUGCCCACGCUGGCCUUGAAGAUGCCCAAUGGACUGGACAGCAUGUCCCUCUCUCCACCUGGGGCAAGGGUCCCUCUCCACUACCUGGAAACUGAGUUGGAAGACCCCUUUGCUUUCAACGAGGAAGAGGACGACCUAAAGAAAGGGGCAGCUGUGAGAAAGAAGUUGCAGAGCAAGCUGGCUCAGAACCGGCAGCGCCAGAGAGAGACAGAGAUUUUGAAAGUUCGGCAAGAGCACUUUAGCACCCCUCCCGCGCCUCCGCAGCAGCACGCCCACCUGUCACCUCUGUCCACCUCUUUAAGACCCCCAGCGCCACCGCAGGGUUCAAUCUGCAAGCCACCUCAACCUCAGAACACCAGCCUACCAAUGCAGGGAGUGGCCCCCACCACACACUCUAUAGCACAAACGAGGCAGGCCUCUCACAAGAGGCCUCUGCCCCUCCUUCCAUCCAGUCGGGCUCCCAUCUCAGACGCCCCCAGGACUGACCGAAUCCUCAUGAAAGCCACCGCCUUCUCUCCACACUUCUCCUGUAUAAGCCGACUGCAGAGACUGGUGAAACUGUGUACCCAAAAGCAUCAGCUGGACGCGGACCUGUUCCCUCACUUAGGGUUGGACUGGUCUGAAGAGAGCGGAGAAGAGCUGGAGGACUCAGAUCAGGCCUCACCAUACCAGGUCGCAUGGUCCAUCCGAGAAACCCUCAGAUAUGAAAGACACACGUCGGAUGAGGAUGACGUGGAGAGCAGGAGCUCCAGGGUGACCCAACUUUGCACUUACUUUCAGCAGAAAUACAAGCACCUCUGCCGCCUGGAGCGGGCAGAGUCCCGACAAAAGAAAUGCCGGCAUACUUUUAGGAAAGCGCUGCUGCAGGCAGCCAGCAGAGAGCCCGAGUGCACCGGCCAGCUGAUACAAGAACUGCGGAGAGCCGCGUGCAGCCGAGCCAGCUUCAGCCAGACCAAGUUGAAGGAGGUGGAGCCAGCAGCAUGCAGCGGAACAGUGAAGGGUGAACAGUGCUCUAACAAGGCCCUUCCUUUCACCAGACAUUGUUUCCAGCACAUCCUCCUGAACGGCUCUCAGCAGCUGUUCUCCAGCUGUACCGCCAAGUUUGCAGAUGGACAGCAGUGCCCUGUACCAGUGUUUGACAUCACACACCAGACGCCCUUGUGUGAAGAACAUGCCAAAAAAAUGGAUAAUUUCUUGAGAGGAGAUAACUCCCGUAAAGUUCAGCACCAGCAACAGAGGAAACCUAGGAAAAAAACGAAGCCCCCUGCACUUACCAAAAAACACAAGAAGAAGAGACGGCGUGGACCUCGUCGACCCCAGAAACCAAUUCCCCCUGCAGUGCCCCAAGGGAACCUCAGCAUGCCCACCAGCGUCUCACUGCCAGUGGAGGCCUCGCAGAUCCGUAGUCCUUCCACGCCAGAGCUGAGUGCCGACGAGCUGCCGGACGACAUUGCCAAUGAGAUCAGCGACAUCCCGCAUGACUUAGAGUUGAAUCACGAAGACUUCGCCGAUGUUCUGCCGCGGCUGCCCGAUGACUUACAGGAUUUCGAUUUUUUUGAAGGAAAGAAUGGCGACCUCCUCCCGACCACCGAAGAAGCCGAGGAGCUGGAGCGGGCCUUGCAAGCUGUAACCUCUCUCGAGUGCCUGAGUACAAUUGGGGUACUUACCCAGUCAGACGGAGUGCCAGUUCAGGGGUUGCCAGAUAGAGGAAUGGGGGUGUUCUCCGGGGGAACCGAUGCUUCGGGAAUCCAGUCCUUGAGCCGAGAAGUAAACACGGACCUAGGGGAGCUACUGAAUGGACGCAUAGUACACGAUAGCUUUUCUAGUCUGGACCUGGACGAGAACCUGCUCCGCUCUGCUUCUCUGUCUGACCCGCCCACACCCCUGGCAGGGCAGAUCCAGGGGCAGUUCUCUGCCCCAGCCAGCGUUGGCCUUACUUCUGCCACUCUGCUCAGCCAGAGUGCACUUGGGGAGAGAGCCUUCCCAGGACAGUUUCAUGGACUUCAUGAUGGCAGCCAUGCCUCCCAGAGGCCACAUCCUGCCCAGCUGCUGAGCAAGGCAGAUGACCUAAUCACCUCACGACAGCAAUACAGCAGUGAUCACUCACACUCCUCACCCCAUGGAAGCCAUUAUGAUAGCGAGCACGUGCCGUCGCCCUACAGUGACCAUAUCACCUCUCCCCACACAUCUUACUCUGGUGAUACUAUGGCAGCUACCUUUUCAGCAGAGAUGCCCAUCAUGGCACAGCACUUGCUCCCCAGCCAGCUUGAGGUGCCCCUUGGAGGAGUGGUCAACCCCAGAACUCACUGGGGGAAUCUCCCCGUCAACCUUGGCGACCCCUCUGCAUUCAGCAACCUCCUUGGCGCGGAUGGACACCUCCUUUCCACUUCCCUCUCCACGCCACCCACCACGUCCAACUCAGAGACCACACAGCCUGCCUUCGCCACCGUCACCCCAAGCAGUUCCAGUGUGCUGCCGGGGUUACCGCAGACCAGCGUCAGUGGCAUGGGGCCUUCCGCUGAACUAAUGGUCUCCGCCUCUCCCAAGCAGCAACUCCCGCAGUUCAGCGCAGCCUUCGGCCACCAGCUGAGUUCUCACAGUGGCAUUCCUAAGGACCUGCAGCCCAGCCACAGCUCGAUAGCCCCUCCUACAGGCUUCGCAGUGACGGGUGCCACGGCUGCAAGCACCAGUAAUGCAUCCCCCCCUUUCCCCACCCCCAACUGAGCCUGCGUGCGCAGGCAGGUGGGACCUGGUGAUUCUAUCUGUGUCUCCUCUUUCGCACCCCUCCUCUUUUCCUACAGAAGAUUUAAAAAUAAAAGUGGGGAUCAGCGGGACCCCCCCUCCCAGACAACUAGCGGCCGUGCAGUGGACCUGGCGUCAGUGGUCACGUGUGCUCCUUAGCACUGGUGCUCAUUCCCUCCUGGCGGGUCCUCGCGCCCUGGCGCUUUUCUCUGGUGGCUCCUCAGCACAGUGACUGGAUAGGUUGAUUUUUUUUUUUUUUUUUCUUCAGCAAGUCCUAGAAGUGGAAGAUACCUCAGAUUACCAGUGCCCUUUACUAUUUCCUAGUGUUCAGAUCAAUGCUUUCCAUUCUCUAGCCAGGUUUUGACAUAGGUUGUUCUAGAUAGAGUGGCCCUAGUGAGAUCCUGUGUCGCAGGUGGUGUGUGGAGGCAAAUCGGGGCUCUGACUCGGCACCAACUGCCCAACACCUGGAUGCCAUUCCUAAUCGUGAUGUGGUUAACCGGAAAGAAAAUCGUCUCUUGACUGCCUGUGAGUGCGUGUUCACCCCGUGUGUGUUUCGUGCAGUGCAGGAAGUAGCUGUCAUGGUAUUUUUUUGUUGUUGUUGUUGUUUUUUUCUUUUUACUCCCAGAAUAAGCUUAUGGCCCUUUUCCCUUCCUUCUGUUUCAUACCUAGCAAGGUUGGUUUGUCCUUCCUUCCUCCUGAGUUGACUAAAGCAUCCUGAAUUGGGAGGAGGUGGUCUGGCACAGCCCUUUCUUGCUAAAGAUCAGCCCAUGAAGAAAGGAGCCACACAAGGCUGAAUUCACAUCGGUAAUGGGGAGUGCCAUGGCUGCGUGGGCGCAGGGCUGCUCAGGGGUGGGGCCUCACAGUCACUUUGCCUUUUCCACGUGCGUUUGUUUCAGAAUCCCUCACUCACAGAAUACAUUUGCAAGUUGUAAUUAGAGAACAUAUUUUGAUGUGAAAAAGUAGGCUGGACCAGCUAGGUUUGAAAGACGAUACCUGUGACCAGCUCGCUCUGUCAUUCACUCCCAGUUUUUCCAUGGUUACAGUUGUGAUUCUUUGGUGAGAUUUGUGAACUGUUGAGGACACGUGUAGAAUCCGUGUACCAGUUGUGAAGUGAUGUGUAAUAUCAGAAGAACACACAUUUUAAAGUUUCUUUCAAAACAGAAUAUGGAAAUUAGACAUAAAUUUGAUUUACCUUAGGCACUUUUAAAAUAAUUUAAGUACUUAAGGUGAAGUAAAUUUGGAAAUUCUUUUGAAGUACCAAGGGUUUAGGGUAAAAUCUUAUUGGUUAGUGCAGUAAGUUGGUGACUAUGCAGUGGUGUGUGGGGUUUCUCCUUGCCUGCCUUCCCCUCCAGAGAAGGGUAGAACUUCACUUUCUACUCUGUUUUGCUGAGGUUUCACUGUCCUUUGGAUACCGUUGGGGAUUCAUCCCUGAGUUCAAUCUAGUUUCCAUAUGUACAUUUUUUAAAAAGAAGACAACAUGUCUGUUAAUGAUGUGGUACAGUAAUUCUUUUGUCAGGGAUUGUUGGAUCCUAAUUCCUUCCUAACAGUAAAGGUUGGGACAUACUUUCCUCCUCCUUAGGUGUGUUUUCGUUAUGUCAUGCUAGUUCUAACCAGUCCCUUCUGGUAAAAGCUUUCUUUUUCUGCUUUGUAAAGGAAUGAUGGUGAUCAGCAGGCAUUAUGCAGAUACCAUGUGCCUGAGCUUUUGGAGGGGAAGUCACAUGACUGUAUAAAAUCAUGAUAUGCCCUAUUUUGUAUUUAUUGAAUUUGGGGAGGGCAAAAUGUGUUUGUAAUAUAUUUACUUUUUUUUCAAAUCAUGUUAAUUAAUUGGAACAUUUAUUUUUACUAGCUUUGCCAUUUUUGCAGAUUGAGAAAUUUCUAAAUUAUAAAUUAUGUCACAAAGCAAAAUUAUAUUUGGUAUUCACCGUGAACUUCUUUCCUGAAUGGUGAGAUACAGCUUUUUGCCUGGUUCUCACCUGGGAACUUAGGUCAGUAGUUUUUCAUUCUAGUGCACUGUAAGGAAAUGAUGAGUGGUUACCUCACCCCAAUUCGCUAAGCUGUGUUCACAUCCCAUUAUAAUCAUCACUAGAUAACUGUGCAUUCCCAGGAAAUAUAUUUUGUUUCCAUUGUGUAUCACUUGAAGAUUGAAGCGGAGCAGCCUGGGCUUCCUCAUCAAGCUCCUGUUUGACAGAGAGGGGGUCAUGGGUAGUCCGUUUGGACCGUUGCUGGCCGUUUGACAGAGAGGGGGUCAUGGGUAGUCCGUUUGGACCGUUGCUGGCUGUUUGUGCUACAUUCGCUGCUGAAAAUUCUCGGGUUGUCACAACUGAGUUUGCAGUAGGUUGCACCUUUUGAUUGUUUGCAGUUUUCUGUUUUAUGUGCAUUUAAAAGCUCUUCUUUGCUUUCGAGUAAGAAGGCAUGAAGUGAUCAGGAAUGUUGCCAGUUACAGCUUCACGCCAAAAAUAGUGAGUCAACUCACUUUUGUGUAGAUGCCCAUGAUGAUAGCAGAAGAGAGGGCAGUCUUAGAAAGUACUGGUAUAGCAUUGGGUAAUUAGCAAAAAGCACACUUUUCUUCUCUUCCAGAACUAACAUCCAAGCCUGUAGUUUGCUUUUCUUGUGAGUCCCCUGUUAGAAGAAUAUGUGUCUAUAAGCCCAGAGGUUCCCACUUUGUUUCUCUUCCAGUUAUAGAAGCAAUUCUAGUCUCUUAAUAGUAGGUGGGGUAUUAAUAUGCAAAGAAAAAUUAGGCGUCUUUUACGAUGCUUACAUGAAAACAUAGCACUUGUGUUUUGGUAAGGCAAUACUGGAAUCAAAAGCAAGCCUUCCACAGGUCCUGGGGGGGAGACACUAGCUUUUGUUGUCAUGUUCAGUACCUAAGCACAGUGACAAUGACGGCUCAUCUGUCUCUGCAGUUCUUUGGGACCAUUUCUAAAGGCCAGUCAGAUUGUGUUACUGUGAUUUAAUUUUUGAAGUUGCUGCAGUUAAUGAAUGCAUCCUGUGCUCUGAGAAUCUGACAUGUCAGCAACUGUAACCUCUGGUAUCUGAAGGGAAGAUGGGCUUUCUCUCCUUUAGUUGUUAAUGUUAUUUUAGUAAAGAACUUAAGACAUUGUUUCUUCUGUAAAAACCCGGGUAGGCUCCACAGUAGACAGUAGGACAGUGAAAGCAUUAAAGGUAGGCUGCCACAUGACCGGCCAUGCAGUGGAAAGGAGGUCUUGUAGUUAUCAUGGCCUAGCUGAGGAGUAAAGGUGGUUUUCUCUCGUGACCCCCCCCCCCCGGGGUGGGGGAGGGGAGUGUUCCUGCUCCAGAAAUGACAGCGUUUCCAUGCUGGCGGCAGUGUGGUGUGUCUAGUGUCCCUCUGUGAGAAGAUUAUGAUUUAAUGAAAAUCAGACAGUCAUUGGAGAUGGAGUUGGAAAGUGAUUGUUUUGUAUUCCUUUAAGUUGAGGUUACCAGUUUUAGUGGCGUAAGGCUAAGGACAGCUAAUACUUUAUCUUUGCCAAAUAACUAUUUCUAAGAUUAAUCUCUUAAAGUAAACCAGACUCUCACCUGAAGGUUAGGGAUUAUCCACUUUUGUGAGUCACACUAAAACUUUCCCAAAGCUCAUUCGCAGUCCAUGCCCACUCACAGUCUACACAACCAAGUCAUCAGUUCUUUGUUUAGGAAGGAAACGGUGUCCGCACUUGAAAAAGGUGUCCUGGGCAUAAAGUUUCUUUUACACGAAAGAACUUAGAUUUCUGAUGGCCUGUUGCACGGCAUCUUAUAAACUGGCAUUGGAGUUGCAUCAUAUGGAGAUGAAGCCCUGGCUGUGUGUUCUUUGAGUCUGGCUGCGGUCUUCACUGCACCUUGGCAUGCUGGGCAGCGGUGGCGGCGGGUGGGCUCAUUUGUAUCACCUCUCUGAAGCCACUGCCCGCCCCCAGCUGAGUUCCCAGCAUGGUUGUGCAUUGUUUUGACAUUGCAGAGUGUGAGGAUAUUAACACUAAACUAUUUAAUAGGUUUGGAAUUCAUUAGAAUUUUAAAGGUAUUUACUUUUUAGACUCUUCAUCCUUUUUUUUAAAGAUUUAAAAAGAUUAAAUUCUAUUCUUUAGCUGACGUGUAGGAUAGUCUAAUAGAGUGGUUUGUUGAAUGGUCAGUACAGCUCUGCAGUGUAAUGAGGAAAUUUAGAAACACCUUUGAGUUUAGUUGGAGUGAAUCCUCAUUUGUAUUUCAUUUAUUACUGCUCUCCCACACUGUUCUAGAGGUUUCUUCCUGUCAAAAUUAUUUCAUGGGGAUAGUCACUCAUGAAAAGUUAUAUAGUUUUUCCCCUCUCAAUAACUUGAAAAAUACCCGAAUCUUCCCUGGAACUAAGUAGAAAAGAAUAUUACUAUAUUCUGAUGGGAACCAAAAUCACACUUUAAUUAAAGUAGCAUUGUAAAUGCUGUCUUUCCUAAUGUGUAUAAUCCGAUCUCUGUGAAGAGCCCAGAUGGAGCUCUGGUAAGCGGGCUCCUGGCCGGCGAGUUAGGAAAAGGACUUGUGGACGUGAGUCACGGCUCUUCCGCAGCCAGGGUCAUUACCGCUGCAGGUGUGGGAAGCUGAGGGCGCUGUGGUGGUUUUCACUUUCCUUGGUUAGUUUCCCUCUGCACUGUGACAGGGAGCAAGUAAAAAGAGCUGUGGUGUUUCAGAGAGAUGUGUCGUGACUUUCCUACCCGUAUUCCAGAGUAUCAGUAAUGUUUUGAGUGGCUGGAAGAGCAGAUCCAAGAUGACCUUUGGCUGAUCUAAAGUUGGUGUGAAGAGCAGUUUUCUCAGACAGAAGCUGUUGGAUCUUGGAGGCCAGUGGGAUAGCAUGUUUUCUUCCCUCCCCCCUGCCUGUUUUGCACGCUCAUCCCCGGUGCUGCAGUGUGCACACGCACACACGUGAGCCGCACUCAUCUUGGCCCAAGAGUGAUAGGAUCUUUUCUCAUUGGUUUUUCUUGUUGUUCUUAUGUGUUUGUUUGUUUGCUGUUUAAGCUGGGGACCACUGACCUAAGCUCUAUAUGCACCCCAAGUUCCCCAUGGAAAACGUUUCAACAUGCAGGGCAAAAGGCACUAGUACGGCUCCAGGCCAUACCAUUGCCUUUCCUUGGGGAACAGACUGAUUUGCCCCCAAUGACUCCAGCCUGUAUCAUUAAGGUCCAGGCGACUCCAGCGGGUUAGUGCUAACACGGUAGAGAGCUUGACACCUGCUGACUGUGUGUGCCUCUGUUCCAAAGGGUUGAAUCAGUUCUUUCUCAACAGUGAUAACUUGCCUCACUGUAUAGUGUUGAGUAUGUCUCAGGGAUUCCUUGCGGAAAUUAGGGCCGUUUUUAAACUAAGAAAAUAGUUUUCAAAGAAACUAAAGGUGAUUCAUCACUGAUGAGGGCUCAAGAGAGAGAAAGCAUUUGGUUUCACAGCCCGUGGUGUCUCGCGAGGACUUCUUCCUUUCUCCUUCAGCCUCUCAUCUCAGCUUCAGCACACAGUCCUUUCCCAUCAUGCACAGCUUUAAAACUUUUAUUUAAAAACUUCCUUCCCCAAUGAGCUUUCAGAAUACUUAUUGUAGAUUUUAAGAGAAAAGGUAUAUUAAUUUAUGCUAUUAACAUCACCUCAUAAAUUAUAAGUUUUAUACUAAAGCUGUAUUGAGUGUAAUGAAUUAUGUUGCCUAUGUGUUUUAAUAGCUUAAAAUUUAUAUAUGAGCUUCUUCUUUUUAUUUUUAUUUUUAUUCUUGACGAAACAAACUAGUGACGCACCUUUUUACACUGGAUCUCUGCCGUGUCAAGGUGUAUAGCUGUCCUUCGCUACCUUGCAGAUAUGUAAAGAAAAGGAUAACCUGGGGCCUCAAAAUGUAGAACACCCUUAGCCCAUUUAUCAUCAUUCAUAGAGCUGUUGAGAAUCAUGUUCUUUAAUACAUGAUCUAUGGUUUACACUUAAUGAUGGCUAGACACUUAGUUACAGGGUCAAUAGAAGCAAAUAGAUCCAGUGAAGCUCCCACUACUGUAGCUGGAAUUUGUAAACCAAGUUUUUAAGACCUCUGUUAUUUCCUAUGGAUUUAUUCUUUAAUUUACAGUUUAUUCUGUAAGUUGAGAAGUAAAAUAGAGGAAUUAAUAAAUCUAGAUGUUCUCAGUGUCUCAUUCAGGAACAUUUCCCCCUUCCUCACUAAGGAAUUCCCACUGUGACUUAAAAAUAGAGGUAACUUACUUGUAUGCAUGUAUGUAUCUGUGUUUUUACACACAUGCAAAAAUAUACAUUGGGGGCACGUGUGUGAGAUAUGAAUGUGCGCUUGUAUAAAAAUAGAAAGGUAACCGAAUGUAUUAUAGAAAUAUGAUUUAUUUAGCUGAGGGAAUUACAGUUGCUUUCCAAUUGUUUCUUUUUAUAAAUAUACCAUAUUCUUCACUAUAUUAUGUUCAAAGGCUAGCUCUGAUAUCAUGUGCAUUUUCUUUUAACCUUUUAAUUAACUUAUGGUGUUUUUAAAGUGACAUGAGAAAAAGCAGAUUCUAAGACCAGCCUCAUACUUAUGAGCAUAAAAAUAAGAGAGAGACAGACCUAUAUAACAGCUUGUUUAUCUAUUGAGGUGAUGGGACCACAGAUUUGUUGCAAAAUUUUUAUGUCUAAUAAAUGUUCUUUAUAUUCCAAGUAAUAAAGUAUUAUGAUGUUUUCUUGGUCAAGUUCAGAAAACAUAGGCCUUGAUAAGGAAGCUUUUGAAGGAGCUGCUUGUUUAAGGAGUUGGUGGGCUCAUUUCACUGCAUAUUCCAAAGCUGGUGUGAUUUUAGUUAUUUCCAAACCAUUUUUUAAAACUGAGCCGUGCCAUUGGUUGUGGAGCGGAGCACCGCAGCUCCUGUCUCCUGGCUGUAGGGAGAUCAUGCUGCCCUUGAUGCUUACCUGAUUCCUGGGGGGCUGAAAAGAAAGACACAUUCCUGACUGUGGAGCUUUGUCACUUGGUUGUGCGUCCUGUACUGGAGGACAGAUGGUCUGAGACAUCACCUAGAGCCAUGCGCUCCCAUCACACUUCCUUUCACUCAUAUACUUAGGGAUAUGUCAGAGCAACUCCUGAGGACAUAUUUGAAUUGGCAGUUGUCUUUGAGGCCUCGGUUACUUCAUCUUAGGUUCCGUCAGAACCUGGGAACGCUGUCUGUGUUCUUUUCUACGAUUGUAUUUUUGUAGCAUCUCCCUGUUUCAUUCACUCUUGCUUUGGGACUUUAAGAAAUCUGCAUCUUUCUUGUACAUAUGCAUGCAAACGAAAGGAGGGAGUUUAUACUGAUGCCAUUCUCCCUUCAGUUGCUGGUUGAUGGAAUUUGCUAGAAUCAGUUCCUCUCAUUGAAGGGUGAAAACAGACCCUUUGUGUAUAUCUGUACAGAGAUGUGUAUAUGGGAUGUGGUGGCACUUUGCUGAAUGUGAACUUGCCUUGUCAAUGGAAAGAUUGAAAAGUAUUAUGUUUAUUUAUACAUUUGUAUAAAUCUAUAUAUACACGUA